AUGGCCGACUUCGACUUAGACGACGAGCGCGCCGAAGAGCUCAGUACGCUACAGUCCAUAUAUCCAGAGCUGGUUAUUGAUCCAAGCGCACCGUAUACCGCAACGCUCGAUCUUCUCGUGGCGCCAGCGAAGCCACUCCCCGUCACUUUUGGGUCUGAGCAGCUCGCCCUGCGACUAGAGUACCUGCCUCCAUUGCACCUCGAAAUCGUCCUCCCUACAAACUACCCCGCCGAAGCCCCGCCGCUGAUCAAGCUGGCGGCUAUACCGUGGCUGCCUGAGGACAUCGCGCACAAACUCACGGACGAGGCGAAAUCGAUAUGGGAUGAAUACGGCGGCGGUACAGUCUUGUUCUCAUACAUAAGCUCUUUGCAAGAGCAGGCCGAGACAGCAUUCGGCUUGGAGGAGCUCACACUACCAUCGUCUCUGAGAAAUGAGCUCGAGGAUUACAACAGGCGCACGAAGCGCGAGUUGUUCGAUAAGGAAACUUUUGAUUGCGUCGUCUGUCUCGAGCCGAAGAAGGGAUCAAAGUGCCAUCGUAUGCAGCGCUGUAGCCAUGUGUUCUGCGUUUCAUGUCUACAAGACUGCUACAACAGUUGCAUCGAUGAGGGUAGUGUGAACUUGGUCAAAUGCAUGUCCACCGAAUGCGGCAGUAGCAAGCGGAAGAAGGAGCGUCUUCUGUCCCCCAAAGAACUACUACAAAUCCCAUUAUCCCGCGAGACAGUCGAGCGCUAUGCAAAAAUCAAGCGGAAGAAGAAGAUUGAAUCCGACCCGACCAUUAUAUUCUGCCCCCGCUCCUGGUGUCAAGGCGCCAUGCGAACAUCCAAAUACCCCAAGAUAACCGACGUGAGCCAGAUGGACGACUCAGACUCCGAGACGGAAGACGACACAUCCCAAACACAAACCGCCACCGCAGACACAGGCCCAGAGAAGCGCGCUAUAGGCGUCAGGGGCAUGGAUCGCCUGGCCGUUUGCGAAGACUGCACCCUCGCCUUCUGCAUCGUAUGCCUCGCGUCCUGGCACGGCGACUUCGCGCGCUGCGAACCACGCGACGCAACACAACUCACCGAAGAAGACCAGGCCUCGCUAAACUUCAUCCUGAAAAAUACUUCUCCAUGUCCGACCUGCUCUGUGCCGUGCCAGAAGUCUUUCGGGUGCAACCACAUGACUUGCGCGCAGUGCAAGACACAUUUCUGCUAUCUUUGCAGCGCAUGGCUGAGUCCGGAUCAUCCCUAUCAGCAUUUCAACGACCGGAGGUUCAAGCAUUGCUACCAGAGGCUUAUGGACGGCGCGGAGGGGGAUGCGAACGGGGAUGUGCAGUUUGGGGGGCGCAGGGGUGCAGAGCAGAUGGCGGACUUUUGGGAGCAGGAGGCUAUGCGGAUACAGAUACAGGUCAAUGAGGAGGACGCAGGGUGA
Molecule: messenger RNA, 1413 nt
Organism: Dothidotthia symphoricarpi CBS 119687
Lineage: Eukaryota; Fungi; Ascomycota; Dothideomycetes; Pleosporales; Dothidotthiaceae
Product: RWD-domain-containing protein
Exons: 1
Coding region: 1-1413 (470 amino acids)
Biological process (GO): positive regulation of proteasomal ubiquitin-dependent protein catabolic process; ubiquitin-dependent protein catabolic process; protein polyubiquitination
Cellular component (GO): cytoplasm; ubiquitin ligase complex
Molecular function (GO): zinc ion binding; ubiquitin protein ligase activity; ubiquitin conjugating enzyme binding
Source: RefSeq, a predicted model, not a curated record